GCGUUGCUAGUUGGCCUUUAUUUUGCAUCACGCGGUUGGCAACUUAUUAGCUUGGUGCAACAUACGAAAGUAAACGCAAGUAAACAAGCUGCGAGGUGAAAUUUCCUUGGGAAAGUUUGACAUAAUAUCAUCCAAGUCGUCUUCUAAAAAGCGUACACAAUAUGUCUUCAAGCGACUGGGAAUACAACUUGUACAUGAGCCGGGCUGCUGAGAGCAAACCUCCUCAGGGAGGCAACAUGUCCGAUAUCGAGGAUGAUGAUUACGAUGCCGAGGAGCCGGAGAAGAUGUACCACUUGGAUCUGGCCAGCCGCAUCAAGGAGAAGUUCCAUCGUCGACUCGUCAAGACAGGCAUCCCACGCAGGCCGGGAUACUACCAGAUUCAGACGUGUCGUUCCAUGGCCAAGCCCAGCGGUCAUUACUACACCGGCAAGCAUUGGGAGAUGGCUCCACAGGGAGCAGACAGGGGCGGUGUUGGGGCCUUGCAAAGACCCCUGGAACGUACCACUAGAAGACUUACUAUCUGCGCUGUCAACCAGGCCUGUGAUGAUGAAAAGGGCCGUCGCACCAAGAACGAAGCUCGCGAGAUGCAAGUUGCUGGAAGACUUUUCUCCCCGUUGAACAAGGAGUUCAAACACAUCAUUGCCUUCAAUGAGGAAGAGCAAGAGAAAGAGGAGACAUGCAAGAGACAAGGAUUAAUGGAAGGGAAAGACUGUGUCAUGGCCGACCUGCUCUACCAACAAAACGGCAAGAAACUCAACAGAGGUAUUGAGGAGGAGAGACAACGCCGUAUGACCAUCAUGUCUGAGCUGACAGAUGAGGAGAAGUCCUCUGGGGAUGCCAAUUUCCGUGAGAUGCUGCGAUCUUUGUCUAGAGUGAGCAAACUGUGGCAGGAGAUUCAGGAUGAGCUCAGCAAUGCUGUCCAUGAUCUGGAGGAGGUUCACGAAGAAGAGGAUCAUGCCAUAGGGGACAUCUUCAACGAACUCAAAGAUGACUUCGUCCUCAGCUUCAAACGGGCUACGCUUCUCAUGAAAUUCCACAUGGCUGAAGAGAAUGAGCGACAGCGGCGUCUUAACGAGGCUCGGCUCCUGAGCAGCGGCAAGAAGCAACUGGACCAAGUCCAACGUCGUUCCUCUUACAUGAAGGAUCUGACACAGCAGGAACUAGUCAGGGUCUUCAACGGUGUGGUGAUGGCUGAGAACGAGCAACAAGAGAAACUGGAGUAUGAAACGGAUCUACGGAAGGGAAUGUUCAUGGAACAGAUGCUGCGGCGCCAUUCCAUUCAGGAAGCAGACCAUGCUUGUGCCUUGGAGCGAGUCCGCCGCAUCCAGGAGGCUGAGGAUGACCUGAGACCCGGCACUCGCAAGGAUCAACUCAAGGAACACAUCAAAGACAUCAUGGUGGACGUACAGGAACAGAUGCUGCUGCAGAUAUUCCGUGGCCACAAGGUGCGUAUCGCUGAUCCACGUGACAUUCGUUACUAUGCUGACGAGAGCCCUCAGGAUCGCAAGCUGCGCAACGUGCGCACCCAGUCAAGACGCAAGUCUUGCGUUGUCUCUGGGUAUUAACACAACUUCAUUAGUCAACAGCAGGACGGGAUGGGACAAGAAUUCACCAGCAUCAACUUUCAACGUUAAAUUACAGAACAUAAAAAUAUUAUUAAGGUUUGGUUGUG
This is a messenger RNA of Patiria miniata (bat star), 1672 nucleotides long. RefSeq lists its product as uncharacterized. The transcript is spliced from 12 exons. Lineage: Eukaryota; Metazoa; Echinodermata; Asteroidea; Valvatida; Asterinidae. Bases 162 to 1565 code for a protein of 467 amino acids. The record is from RefSeq and is a predicted model, not a curated record.